AUGCACUCUUUGUGUCUCUUUCUCUACUUUUUCCUAUGGACCAAAGGAGCAGGGGCAUCUGACCCUACCAUGCCUUUCAUGGAAUACCUGGACCAAAAACAUCUGGUGUGCCUCAAGUGGAACUUCGAUGAUCUGAAAGGAACCAUUACAUUCAAACUGGUGGUCAACACAACAGGCUGGAUCAGCUUUGGCUUCAGUCCGAAUGGAGGGAUGGCAGGGUCUGAUAUUGUUGUAGGUGGAGUUGGGCCCGAUGGAAAAUAUUUCACAGAUCGUUAUGCCAAGGGAAAUAGUGAACCGUUGAUAGAUGAGCAGCAGAGCUAUACACUACUGGAUCUGAGCGAGAAUGAUGGUCAAACCUCGAUGAUAUUUCAGAGGUCGAUUCAGUCGUGUGAUGACCAGGACUUCCAUAUCACUGCUCAGCCCAUCAAGUUAAUCUAUGCCUAUGGAACAACAGACAAGAUUGAAUACCAUGGAACCCGCAGAGGCACAAAGGAGGUCAACCUCCUGAACUACAGAUAUCGAUCACCUCUACCCAGUGAUAAAUAUCUUAGUGCCACAGUGGAUAAUAUUACUGUCCCUCCUCUUGAGACCUACUACCACUGCAAAUACAUGACGUUUCCAACCUUUAUUAAAAAACAUCACAUAUAUCGGAUUGAGCCGGUGGUUGAUAACUCUGACAUUGUUCAUCACUUAGUGCUGUACAGCUGCCCCCCCUCUGUGAACCAAAGCUUCGAAAAUGCAUGUCAUUUGAUAGAUACAGAGGACUUUUGCAUGGGAGUGGUGGCCGGAUGGGCAGUGGGAGGAGGGGUAUUUGAGUUUCCAGAUGACGCAGGUAUUCCUUUUGGAGGUGGGAGCAGUGACACUUACUAUAAGCUGGAAAUUCAUUACAAUAAUCCAAAUCAUGAAAAAGACAGGACAGACAGCUCAGGACUAAGGCUACACUACACCGACAAACUCAGGAAGUAUGAUGUGGGCGUCCUGCUCACUGGUGUGCUGAGUUAUGGAAGUAUGACAUACAACAUACCUCCAGGGGCCACUCAAUUCCAUACCUAUAGUACAUGUGAUACUGCCCUGUUUUCUAAGUUUCUAAAUCCUAUGCCCGAUCUGCAAGUGUUUGCUGUGUUGCUACACACGCAUUUAGCUGGGAGGAAAGUCAGAGUUGGCCAUUUCAGACAAGAAAAACAAAUCGACUUCUUGGGUGUGAAUGAGAACUAUAACUUUGAAAUGCAGGAGAUUGUCAGUUUAGGCAAAACCAAGACCAUUAAAAUGGAUGAUAAAAUUCAAGUGGAGUGCACCUAUAAUACUGUCAAUCGUACAGGAGUCACUAAGAUGGGGCAUGGAACCUCUGAUGAGAUGUGCCUUGCCUUCCUAUUUUACUACCCUGCAAUUAACGUUACAACAUGUAUUAGCCAUCCAAAUACAUAUCCAUCGGAAGGCACAAACAACCAGGCAUCUAACAUCUCAUCUUUAAGUCAGGAGGAAAUUGUUGAGUAUGAGACUACGCUUCAGACCCUGCCACAAAUUCAGAUCAUCUUGACUGACGAUAGUCAGCAUUUAAUAGACGAAAAUGGCAGGAUCAGAGAUAUGAUGAAAACACCUUCUAUUAGUUGUCAGAAUGACAAUGCCUCUAGUCGAUCAAGCAGCCUUGGUACUUCCUGGGUGAUAAACAAAGCAGGACCCACACUGUUCCUACUGUGGAGUGUGAUAAUGUGAAGUGGUUGCUGUUGAUUUUAUCGGUUCAUGUAUCAUGUGCACUUGGCAUUUAGCUUAGAUCAUAUUCUGUUAGCUCUUCAUCACCACUGUAGAUCUGUUUUUGCAAUACUUGUUAAUCACCGAUCACCUGUACUAUAUACUCAUUGAUUUAGUAUCAGUCGUUAAUAAAUCUAUGUAUUACAUGUACAAUGUAUAACCAUUAUGUAUAACAAAACCAAAAACUUUAUUGAGAUCUACU
Sphaeramia orbicularis (orbiculate cardinalfish) is the source of this 1951-nucleotide messenger RNA. RefSeq names its product monooxygenase, DBH-like 1, like (gene moxd1l). Gene Ontology annotation, cellular component: secretory granule membrane. Gene Ontology annotation, molecular function: copper ion binding; dopamine beta-monooxygenase activity. Bases 1 to 1713 code for a protein of 570 amino acids. The transcript has 13 exons. Gene Ontology annotation, biological process: norepinephrine biosynthetic process; octopamine biosynthetic process; dopamine catabolic process. The record is from RefSeq and is a predicted model, not a curated record. NCBI's taxonomy places the organism in Eukaryota, Metazoa, Chordata, Actinopteri, Kurtiformes, Apogonidae.